Molecule: messenger RNA, 688 nt
Organism: Cokeromyces recurvatus
Lineage: Eukaryota; Fungi; Mucoromycota; Mucoromycetes; Mucorales; Mucoraceae
Exons: 5
Coding region: 18-545 (175 amino acids)
Cellular component (GO): membrane; signal peptidase complex
Molecular function (GO): serine-type endopeptidase activity
Source: RefSeq, a predicted model, not a curated record
CUUUGGAAUCUGGUAUAAUGUUUGCUGAAUUACGUAGAAUGAACAUGCGACAGGUCGCAUUACAAAUUUUAAACAUCAUGAGCAUUGCUGCAUCUGCACUUAUGAUUUGGAAAGCUCUAUCCAUUGUCACUAACACUGAAAGCCCUAUUGUAGUUGUUUUAAGUGGAAGUAUGGAACCUGCUUUUCAUCGUGGCGACUUAUUAUUCCUUUCUUUACCUAAACAAGAGCCUAUACAAAUAAAUGAUAUUUGUGUUUUCAAAUUGCCAGGCAAACCAAUUCCUAUUGUACACAGAGUAGUCAAGAUUCAUGAGGAUACAAACAUAAAGAAAGAAUACAUCUUAACAAAAGGAGACAACAAUCCUACAGAUGAUCGUGUUUUAUAUAAUAGAGGACAAAUGUGGAUUCAUAAAGAACAUAUUGUUGGCAAAGUUAAAGGAUUUUUACCCUAUGUCGGUAUAGUAACUAUUUUAAUGAAUGAUUAUCCUUGGAUGAAAUUUGCCCUAUUAGGUGUACUUGGUUUAUAUGUGCUUAUUCAUAGAGAAUAAUAUGCAAUAAUAUAUGUAUUUAUAUAUUUAUAUAUAUUUAUAUGACACUGUAUAUACAAUAUAUAACUAUAAGCCAUGGUUUAUAUAUAUAAAAAAAAAUACAUAUUUGACUUUUUUUCUUUCUUUCUUUUAUAGACCUUUUU